GUGACAAAUAUAGUAUAAACCUUUAUUAUAUUAAACAAAUUAUUUAAGUUUUUUGAAUAAUUCAAAGCAAAGACUUUCAUUAUUAUUGUUUUUGGAACGUUUUCUUGUGACUGAUCCGACACAAGCAAAGCAACUAGAGGUAGUGGAAAAGAUUAGUGUUCAAGAAUGAGCAUUGUUGUUGAAGUUGUGGUGGCUCUUGGAGCAGUUUUGGUUGUAUUCAUCCAUUUCCUACAUGUUUUGGUUUUGAGACCAAAAUCACUGAGGGCAAAGCUUCACAGGCAAGGGAUUCAUGGACCUUCUCCUCACUUCUACUUCGGUAACAUCCCACAAAUCAAGUCCCUUUUACUCCAACAACAAACACAAGUCAAACAACAACAAGAUGAACAUGUUCCUGUUUCUGUUUCAAUAUCUCAUAGCUGGACUUCAAAUCUGUUCCCUCAUAUGCACAAGUGGACAAAUCAAUAUGGUCCAACAUAUUUGUUUUCUUCUGGGAGUAUACAAUGGUUAAUGGUGGCAGAUAUGGAGAUGGUGAAAGAAAUCCUCUUAACCACCUCUUUGAAUCUAGGGAAGCCUUCUUAUCUUUCCAAAGAUAUGGGUCCACUCCUAGGCCAAGGUAUAUUAUCAUCGAGUGGACCGAUUUGGGCUCAUCAGAGGAAGAUAAUCGCGCCCGAGUUCUACCUAGACAAAGUGAAAGCAAUGGUUGAUCAAAUAGUUGACUCGACAAACAUAAUGCUGAGAUCUUGGGAGAGUAGAAUAGAACGAGAUGGAGUAGUUUCCGAGAUUAAAAUUGAUGAAGAUCUGCGAAGCUUGUCGGCCGACAUAAUUUCUAAGGCUUGUUUUGGGAGCAAUUAUGCACAAGGAAAGGAAAUAUUCACAAAGCUUAGAGAUCUUCAAGGACUCCUCUCUAAGAUAUCUGUUGGAAUUCCGGGCUUUAGAUAUUUUCCAAACAAGAGCAAUAGACAGAUAUGGAGAUUAGAGAAAGAGAUCAACUCAAACAUAUCAAAGCUCAUAAAACAGCGCCAAGAGGAAGGUCGUGAGCAAGAUCUCUUGCAAAUGAUACUCGAGGGUGCAAAGAAUUGUGAUGACCUCUUAUCAAACUCAAUCUCACAAGACAGGUUCAUUAUAGAUAACUGCAAAACUAUAUUCUUUGCUGGACACGAAACUACCGCAACUACUGCAUCUUGGUGCUUAAUGUUGUUAGCUACAUACCAAGAUUGGCAAGAUCGUGCUCGUGCAGAGGUACUUGAAGUUUGCGGAAAUGGUAAUCUAGAUGCAAGUAUGCUUAAAAGCAUGAAAACGUUAACUAUGGUGAUUCAAGAAACAUUGAGACUUUAUUGUCCGGCAGUAUUUCUUACCAGAACAGCUUUGCAAGAUGUUAAGAUAAAAGGUAUCAAAGUUCCGAAAGGAAUGAACAUGCAAAUUCCAAUCUCGAUAUUGCUACAGGACAUUGAUAUCUGGGGGCCUAAUGCGCGGGAGUUCAAUCCAGAUAGAUUUGCGAAUGGCGUGCUUGGAUCCUGCAAGAUUCCACAAGCUUAUAUGCCAUUUGGAAUCGGCGCCCGUGUCUGUCCGGGACAGCAUUUGGCAAUGAUAGAAUUGAAGGUGGUUUUGUCUCUCAUUCUGUUGAAGUUUCGGUUCUCAAUUUCGUCAAGUUACUGUCAUUCGCCGGCCUUUCGGUUGGUUAUAGAACCUGGUCAGGGAGUUGUACUCAACAUGACAAAAAUUUGACCAAGCAACAAAUGUAACUAAAAUGACUCUUCCCUUAUUCAUUGGGUUCCUUUUCCAUUGUUCUUGUGAAGGUUGUCUGUUAUUAUAGUAGCAAGACAAAUAGUAUUCUUUCAAAUGGUUAAUGAGAAUAUGUGCAGUGUUAUUUCUACCUUAGGAUCUUUUCUUGAUUAUAGAAUGGAAAAAGAGUAGAGGACAAUAUGUUGAGAAUGAGAUGAGUGAGGAAGGAACAAUUUGAUAAGUUCUUGGUUUCAUAGGUUAUCGCUUUAGAGUAAGUUGCAUCUAGGUUCAAAAAACAUUUGAGGAUGUAAACAUUUGGUUAUGGAUAAUAAAAAUUUGGAAAAAUAGUAGAUCUUCCACCAGGAACCAAUAGUUUGUAAAAGAUCUUUAAAAUAAAAAUUAAAGUUAAUGUCACCAUUGAUAAAUUCAA
Vicia villosa (hairy vetch) is the source of this 2152-nucleotide messenger RNA. Its product is annotated as cytochrome P450 714C2-like. NCBI's taxonomy places the organism in Eukaryota, Viridiplantae, Streptophyta, Magnoliopsida, Fabales, Fabaceae. The coding region runs from base 166 to 1725 and encodes 519 amino acids. The record is from RefSeq and is a predicted model, not a curated record. The transcript is spliced from 5 exons. Gene Ontology annotation, molecular function: monooxygenase activity; oxidoreductase activity, acting on paired donors, with incorporation or reduction of molecular oxygen; heme binding.